AGAAGUAUCGAUAAUUGCCAGUUUCAUAUAUGGCAUUGAUUCCAAUACUGACGUUUGAAUUGAAGAGUGGGGUUUAUUUCUUAAUUAUUAUUACAAAGUUUAGUUGUUGGCAAUUUUUAAAAAUAUUAAAUAAAUUCUAAUAGGAAUAGUUCUCAUAACAAAAUGGAACCAAUGGCAUUAGGAAGUCCUGGCGGUAGUCCAGCUGCAAACAGCCCUUAUUUACCAGCUUUUCUUAUGGGAGAUAAUCAAAUUCCAACAACACCGCGCAACACGCUUUCGCCAAACAAAGGUGCCAGGAAUAUAUCCUUUGUAACGUCACCCAUAUCAAAUUCUCCGGCUUCUAGUGCACUUAGUGAUCACAACCGUUUCGCAGUUGGACAAAAACACCUAUUUAAUAGCUCCGUUACUACCAACUAUUCGGGUACUCAAGGUCCGCCCACACAAGGAUUAUUCGACUCUUUACGUAGCGAGCGUAAUCUGGUGGAAACACCCACACGUGGCAUAGAAGCACAGUCACCAAUAGGUUUCGGAACUCCUAUAUCUGUUCAACAUAAUUCAAGUACUUUCGGGAGUAAUUUGGGUUUCCAACAGCAGCAUAUGCUUCAACAACAACAGCAAUUUCCGCUACAACCAACAACUCAAUAUAGUGACACAUCUUACCUGGCUAAUACCUCAUAUAAUACCCCACGCUGCAUCAGCUCACCUCUCGGACCUCUUGCUACCCCUAAUUCAAAUAAUGUUAUUAAUAAUACGUCAUAUAUGACCCAAUGCCCGCCAACGCCGCGGUACACGGAAUUUUGGGUGACUGUUUAUGGUUUCCCGCCAAGCGCCAUUUCAACUAUUUUGCAGCACUUUGCGCAAUGCGGCACCAUUGUUGAUAAAGUGUUUCCACCCCAAAAUGGUAAUUGGGUACAUCUUAAAUAUGCAUCACGCCUGGAAUGCGAUAAAGCACUCAAUUAUAAUGAAAAAAUAUUGGGCAAUAAUAUUAUGAUAGGCGUUACACAAUGCAAGGAUAAAAAUAUAAUCGACAAAGAGAAUGUGUCCGAGAAUAAUACGCAACCAUGUAAAGUACGUCCGUUGGCUCAAACUGCAUAUAAAAGUGCCCAAAAUGAGUCAGCUGUCGAUAAUAAUGCGAACCUCCCACAAAAGAGUUCGGGUUUGGUGAAUAAAGCACUAGAUCUGUUCUUUGGUUGGUAAAGUAAAUCAGUUUUAAAAUCGAUUACAUUUUCAAUUCAAGAUAAAGUUGUAUUUGCUCGGUUCUAAAUAAGAAAAAAUAUAUAUUCGUUAAUCAAAUAA
This is a messenger RNA of Bactrocera neohumeralis, 1296 nucleotides long. It is a transcript of the gene Nup35, whose product is annotated as nucleoporin Nup35. Gene Ontology annotation, biological process: nuclear pore organization; regulation of DNA-templated transcription; NLS-bearing protein import into nucleus. Bases 163 to 1197 code for a protein of 344 amino acids. Gene Ontology annotation, cellular component: nuclear pore central transport channel; nuclear membrane; nuclear pore nuclear basket. The transcript has 3 exons. The record is from RefSeq and is a predicted model, not a curated record. Lineage: Eukaryota; Metazoa; Arthropoda; Insecta; Diptera; Tephritidae. Gene Ontology annotation, molecular function: phospholipid binding; single-stranded DNA binding; structural constituent of nuclear pore.